UACGAGGGGGCGGGGACUCUCUCAGCCAUAUAAAAGGACUGUGCCGGGGGGCGCCGGCAGUCAGGCGGCUGAGGAGCGGGGUGAGUGGAGUUGUCGCCAUGGGUAACACCGUCGCCAGGGAGGACUUCGAGUGGGUGUACACGGACCAGCCUCACGCCGACCGCCGCAAGGAGAUCCUGGCCAAACACCCAGAGAUCAAAGCGCUGAUGAAGCCGGACUACAACUUGAUCUGGGUGGUGGUGCUGAUGGUCGCGGCGCAGCUGACUGCCUUCUAUCUGGUUAGAGACCUGGACUGGAAGUGGGUGGUCUUCUGGGCGUACGUGUUUGGGAGCUGCAUCAGCCACUCCAUGACUCUGGCCAUUCACGAGAUCUCUCACAACAGUGCAUUUGGCAACGGCAGAGCGAUGUGGAAUCGGUGGUUUGGAAUAUUUGCCAACCUCCCCCUCGGGCUGCCCUAUUCGAUAUCCUUCAAGAGAUACCACAUGGAUCACCAUCGAUACCUGGGAGGCGAUGGAAUCGAUGUGGACAUUCCCACCAACUUUGAAGGCUGGUUUUUCUGCACUCGCUUCAGGAAGUUCAUCUGGAUUGUUCUUCAGCCAUUUUUCUAUGCCAUUAGACCCCUCUGCAUUAAUCCCAAACCAAUUACUCGACUUGAAAUCAUCAACUUGCUGGCUCAGCUUUCCUUCGAUAUUGUGAUCUAUUAUUUGUGGGGAGCCAAAUCCCUUUUUUACAUGCUUGCUGGCUCAGUACUUGGCCUUGGAUUGCACCCGAUUUCAGGACACUUCAUAGCUGAACAUUACAUGUUCUUAAAGGGGCACGAGACUUACUCCUAUUAUGGGCCACUUAAUUUGCUCACUUUUAAUGUUGGCUAUCACAACGAGCACCAUGACUUCCCCAAUAUUCCUGGCAAGAGCCUUCCACUGGUGAAGAAAAUAGCAGCUGAAUACUACGACAACCUGCCACAGUAUAACUCUUGGAUAAAAGUACUUUAUGACUUCGUGAUGGAUGAUACAAUCAGCCCUUACUCGCGCAUGAAAAGGCAAUUAAAGGGUGAAGUGAAGCAAGAUUAAACUUCUGGCAACCAAAAAAACUUUGUCUGCUUGCUUUGAAGUGACUGGUACAAGGUCUCUUGCUAAAGAUGUUAACUAGUGUCCUGAGUUAAGAUCCACAGCAACACAGCAAUGCAUUCUUAAGGUUAUUUUGUAGGAGGCUACUACCAUCUACAACAUUCCUAGCAGUACUCAGAUUCACUGGUUAAAUGUGUGUGUUUGCCUAAGGAUCAGUGUUAUACACAUAAUGCUAAAUCUCUUUGUUACAGAAUUUACUUUGGCAGGUGUUUAAAUCUGUAUGAAAUGUUUGGCGCUCAUAUUUUAAAAGUUCUUAAUGUAGUACACUGUCCCUACCAUGCAGUUUAGGUGAUAGUAGUAUUAAGAUGCUGUACUUAUCUGUUAAUUCUAAACUAACAUGAUUUGGUCAACUUAAAUCUUCUGUUGAACUUAUUUCCUGAUUCACAGGUGGAAAAACUAAAUAUCUGCUCUUGUUGAAGUAGGUAAUGUUAUCUGAAGCAUUAUUCAAAAGGAAGUUACCUGCUCUACAGAAAGUACUCUAAAGGAGCAUUGUGUCACUUAGAAUGAAAUAGCCAUGUUCUAGAUGGCUUACGUGGUGGCCUUGUUAAAAGGUGGGGAAUUUUGAUGGUAUUGCUGUUCUUGAGUGUCCUCUCCUACUCCUUAAGUGACUCGUGCUAGAAUAUAGCUUGAGCAGCCAGUGCCUGAAGUUGUACCUGCUGUGAGGGAACUUAGCAGAAUUGAGGUUUCUCGUACUGCAGAAAUCUUGCUAUGGUUUGGAAUUCUUCUUAUCUGCAAAGGAAAAUGAGAAGGUAGAACCUGGUUGGUUCUGCUGUUACCAUGGAUUUAAAUACUGGCUCUAAUAUUUACACCUGCUUGGAAAUUUGGCUGGUAUGGACAACCAAAUUAGUUGAACCAGAUACUGUUCUGGCAAACAGUGCUAACUACAGCAACUGGCAACUUGACCUUUUCAGUUAUUAGUCCUUUAUGUGUGCAGAAAGCUGUUGCUAAAUGUUCUUCCUAUUUUUUUUUAAACCUUCCCUACAUAAACACUGGUCUUAAUUACAUAAUAAAAUGUGGUGAGAGCACAGGUGAUGCUAUUGAAUUACUUGAAGCAUUUAAAGUGGGAACAAAGAAUGGAUUUACUGAGCUCUAAAGAACCUUUAUAUACCUCAAUACAGUGUAUUUCUUCUGUAUCAUUUAAUGCCUUGCUGAUGGUCUUAAGAUGUGGAAGAUGGAUACAAAUUGCUCCCAAAUAUCAAAUGCUGAUUCUAUGAUGUGUUCUUAUUUAAAAGGUGGAAUCUGAUAAAGGUGGGAGGCUCAGGCUGCUCUCCAUGCUGGUCUGCUAUAAUUUCAUUUUUGGAUGACUUUAAUGCCUGCAUUUUUUUUACCUGAGAAGCAUACAUCCUUACAUCUUAACCCUCACUUGAUUGCAGUUGUAUUUCUAAUAGAGCUUUGCUUUUUUUUUUUAUAGAAGCCUGGGCCCUUAUCUGUGAUUAAGUAACAGAAGUGGUAUGAAGGUGUGCCAACCAACUUUUUACAACAUGACCUCAUUGUGAUGCGAAUGAUGUAAUAGUUAGCCAGCAUAUUGCUCAGGGUACAGUGUAAUGUCCAAGUAUACCUUAUUCAGUAUUUUUAUGUGUAAUUAAAAAGCAAAGAUUAAAGUAA
Molecule: messenger RNA, 2732 nt
Organism: Phasianus colchicus (ring-necked pheasant)
Lineage: Eukaryota; Metazoa; Chordata; Aves; Galliformes; Phasianidae
Gene: DEGS1
Product: delta 4-desaturase, sphingolipid 1
Biological process (GO): ceramide biosynthetic process
Cellular component (GO): membrane
Molecular function (GO): sphingolipid delta-4 desaturase activity
Source: RefSeq, a predicted model, not a curated record